AUGGGUGCUUUCGAAGAUUCCGGCAUAUUCAAGCGCAAGCAUGAGUCGAGUGCUAAUGUUAUUGCGGCUGAGGAAGGUGUCAUGGUCACUGAGCCUGAUGGCCAUGAACUUCACCGCGCCCUCAAGGCUCGUCAUAUCACGAUGAUCGCCAUUGGAGGCGCGAUUGGUACAGGUUUGAUCAUUGGGACUGGUUCAGCUCUCCAAAAGGCUGGCCCCGCGUCCAUUUUGAUCUCGUAUUCCAUGGUCGGCAUGGUCGUGUAUAUGGUCAUGUGCGGUCUAGGGGAGAUGGCUUCCUGGUUGCCACUUGCCUCUGGCUUUACUGGUUAUGCAGUGCGCUUCUGCGACCCAGCUCUAGGGUUUGCUUUGGGCUAUACAUACUGGUUCAAAUAUAUCAUCGUCACGCCGAAUCAAUUAACUGCUGGUGCAUUGGUGAUCAAGUUCUGGGAUCCCGACGGGCGAGUCAAUGCAGGUGUCUGGAUUACUAUAUUUCUCGUGUUGAUCGUGAGCAUCAACUACUUUGGGAUCCAGUUCUUUGGCGAGUUUGAGUUCUGGCUUUCGUCCUUCAAAGUCAUUGUCAUCCUGGGACUGAUUCUGCUGUCCUUCAUCUUGAUGCUCGGUGGCGGCCCGACCCAUGACCGAAAAGGGUUCAGAUACUGGAAGAAUCCCGGCGCAUUCAAUACAUACAUUGACGAUGGCGCAGCCGGCAGAUUCUACGCGUUCUGGGCCACCAUGGUCUCUGCCACAUUCGCCUACCUGGGUACCGAGUUGGUGGGAGUGACCGUGGGCGAGGCGCAAAACCCGCGCAAGACGAUCCCUCGCGCCAUCAAGUUGACGUUUUACCGCAUCGUCGUUUUCUACAUUCUCAGUGUACUGCUUGUUGGCACGCUUGUGCCGUACGAUUCGCCGGAUCUGAUUUUUGCAAAUAAGCAAUCCAACUCGGCUGCGGCGUCGCCCUUUGUAGUUGCCAUUGAGAGCGCGGGCAUUGACGUUCUUCCACACAUUCUCAACGCUUGUAUCCUGUUAUUUGUCUUCUCGGCGGCCAACUCGGAUCUGUACAUUGCCACCAGGACGAUUUAUGGUCUUUCAAAGGAGGGCAAAGCACCAGAAUUCUUAUCGCGGACCAACAGUCGUGGCGUGCCGGUGUAUGCCCUUGGCCUUUGCUCUGCUAUUGCAUGCAUUGCCUACAUGAACGUCACCAACGACUCCAAAACCGUGUUCAGCUACUUUGUCGACUUGGUUACAGUGUUUGGCCUCCUCAGUUGGAUUUCCCUUCUGGUCACACACAUCUACUUCGUCCGGGCCCGCAAAGCGCAAAACGUGCCAGAGAGCGAUCUCGCCUACAAAGCGCCCUUUGGCGUAGCCGGCUCGUACUGCGCUCUCGCCUUUUGCAUUCUGAUCUGCCUGACCAAGAGCUACGACGUGUUCACUGUUCAUUUCAACUACAAAAAAUUCAUCACGGGUUAUCUGGGCAUUCCACUAUACCUGAUCCUCAUCUUUGGGUACAAGAUUGUGACCAAGAGCAAAACUGUCGCGCCGCACGAGGCGGAUUUGUGGAGUGGCAAGGAUGCGGUGGAUCGCGAGGAGGCAGAGUUUCUGGCGCGCAAGGCGGAGCAUGAGGAGAAGCAUGCUGGUGCGAAUUGGUUCUAUCGCACCUUUGUAUCGUGGCUGUUUUGA
Talaromyces rugulosus is the source of this 1674-nucleotide messenger RNA. RefSeq lists its product as uncharacterized. The transcript is spliced from 5 exons. The record is from RefSeq and is a predicted model, not a curated record. Gene Ontology annotation, biological process: amino acid transmembrane transport. The coding region runs from base 1 to 1674 and encodes 557 amino acids. Lineage: Eukaryota; Fungi; Ascomycota; Eurotiomycetes; Eurotiales; Trichocomaceae. Gene Ontology annotation, molecular function: amino acid transmembrane transporter activity. Gene Ontology annotation, cellular component: membrane.